GGCAGCCUGCCUGCRCUCAGGGUUCACUASACCAUAGACAGGUGUGACUUMAUCUGAAUGAGGACUGAAUGAGAAUUACACAAACCAGCCUGUGUAGUUUAUCCUGAGCUCUGUGAGGUGUCAGCUGCCUCUCAGUCUUCUGUUCCACUCCACUCUCAGUCCAUUCAGAAGUUUAAAAUCUUUGUUGGCAACUUGAGAGAGCACUGUUCUGUUUGACCUGUUGUAUCUGUGAUGAUACAUUAGGGUAGCGUCUGCAUUGGAAUAGCAGCUAUGGAAAGAAGCAUGAAUUUUGACGAGAUUCUUUCUCAUAUCGGUGGCUUUGGCAAGUUCCAAAAGAUCUUGUAUGUGUGGAUUUGCCUCCCCCAGAUCCUGCUGGCGUUCCACAUGCUGAUAUCAGUCUUCACGGGGGCCGUCCCCCCUCAUCUCUGUCGCUCCAACAACACCACCUGGGCCUUGCCCGCCAGCUCAGACGCAUUCAACUUCAGCCUGGUUACGGGCCCAGACGGUGAACCUGACCUGUCCUGCUCUGCCCCUGGGGGGGUCCCUAGCACCCCGCUAGCCCAGCUGAAUCACAGCACUGCCCUGGUCCUUAGCGAUGAACACGUCACCGGGGUUUGUCAAGGGGGAUGGGAAUUCAGCAAAGAGACCUUCCACAGCACCGUGGCAACCGAGUGGGAUCUGGUGUGUGAUAAUGCCAAUCUGAACAACAUUGGUUCCUCAAUCUACAUGUUUGGUCUUCUGGUCGGCGCCGUGCUGUUUGGUUCCUUAGCUGAUAAGUUUGGACGCAGGAACAUUAUCCUGGUUGGUUUGACGAUCCAGUCAACCUUUGGGGUUGGUGCUGCUUUUGCCCCAAAUUUCUACAUUUAUGUCUUUCUGCGCUUUGUGGUUGGAACCACUAUUUCAGCUGUCAUCAUGAAUGCAUUUGUUUUAGGCACAGAGUGGACAGGAUCAAAGCACCGGAUGCUAGCUGGGAUCAUCACAGACUACUUCUUUGGAUUCGGCUACAUCACCCUGGCAGGCCUGGCCUACCUCAUCAGAGACUGGCGCAAGCUCCAGCUGGCCAUCUCAGCACCAGGCUUCCUCUUCAUCUUCUACAUCUGGGUCCUACCCAAGUCGGCUCGGUGGCUAAUGGCCAACCAGAGGAACGAGGAGGCCAUGGAUCUGAUCAGGAAAGCUGCUCUGAUGAACGGCAAACCCCUGCAGGAGGACACUCUUGUUAUUUUUCAGGGGUACAACAAUAUGGUGAAGAUGGAGGAGAGGAAAAAGGACACAGUCAUUGACCUGGUCCGUACGCCAAAAAUGAGGAGGAAUUCAUGUAUCAUGUUUUACCUGUGGUUUGUCAACGUGCUGGUCUACUACGGCCUGUCCCUGAACAUCUCUGACUUUGGGAUGAACAUCUACCUGACCCAGCUGAUCUUUGGCCUGGUGGAGAUGCCCGCCAGGACCAUCACCCUCUUUACCCUGAACCGCUCCAGGAGGAUAUCCCAGCUAGUCUUCCUCGCUGUGGGAGGCCUGGCCUGCCUGCUAACCAUCUUCAUUCCUGAUGAUCUCUCCAUUAUUAGAACUGUCCUGGCUAUGGUGGGGAAGUUUGGGAUCACCGCCUCCUUGUCCAUCGUCUACGUCUACUCAGCAGAGGUCUUCCCUACUGUCAUAAGGCAGAGUGGAAUUGGUAUGGGCUCCAUGUGUGCCAGGGCAGGGGGAGUCCUGGCUCCCAUCAUCUACCUGCUGAGGGGUGUCAGUAAGAAUGCUCCCAUGGUGCUGUUUGGCCUGUGUACUCUGCUAGGUGCAGCCCUCACCCUGCUGCUGCCUGAGACAGCCCACCAGCCCCUGGCUGACACCAUUGAGGAUGUGGAGGGAUCCAGCAUCAGUGAGGAAUCAGAGGAAGGGAACAUGAAGCCAGCCCUCUAUGAGGAAUGUCCAACAAGGAACCCAGACAUCAUUAUCUGAAGAACCAGGAGUGGGACAAGGCACCAGUCCACUGAUACUUUGAGACCUGUGGUCCUGUCAUCUGGAGAACAUCUAAGGGAAAAUACCAUUCCUCCCAGGAACUCAACUGUGCGUUGUAAGAUAUCUGCUAAGAGUGUUUGAACAAAUGUGUAGCUUGUAAAGCUAUUUCCUAUUUUGUACAUAAGACAUUGAUGUCACUGAACUGACAUUUUAUACCAUUUUAUAUUUAAACAUUUUUCUUUUGUUUUGAAGAUAUGUACUAUAUAUUGAUGUUUUAUAGUGACUAUCAGUUCACAUUUAGAUUGAAGUACAUUAGUAACAGUUUAUUUAUGCAUCAAAUAUACAUUUAUCAGAUUCUGUAAAUACUGUCAAGGACACACCAUUGUUUGGUGCCAAUAGCCUUGUGCUCUUUUUAUCCACAUUUCUUUGAUGGUGCAUCCCUCUUCCUGAACUGGAACUCACUCCCAUCCUGUCUGUUAUCUAGUAGGUCUUCCUGAAUGCCUGUCUUAUCUGACUAGGCACCCCUACAGUACUGUUCAUACCUAACAGGUUCACCUUAAGAUGUUAGCUCAGUUUCAGCCAACGAAUGCCGUACUGUUCAUCAUGCAUUGUGAUUUUGUAUAAAGUGACCACACUGUGAACGAGCAUAGAUAACAACUUAUGCAAACUAUCACACAUAUGCAAGAUGAAUAGCUAAAUAUUUUUUUAUAUUUGAAGAUAGAAUUUUGUUUACUUGGUGGAUUCUGUACUAGACAUUCCUAACUCUCAAAUUAGAAGUGAAUGUGUUUGAAGUUGAUGUUGGUCUGUGAUCAUGAUGAGGUUUUUAAAAGUGUGCACUCUCCAGAACAGCAGGCUAUAGGACAACUGCUCCACAGAAUGCUUGUUAGAAAAUCAUGCUGAAAUACUAGCCAUCUGCUGGCAGCCUCCUACCAGCCAGGGUGUGAAAACAGCCACGGAAUCUCAAAUGCCCAUGUAAUGGAGUUAAGAACGUACCGUUCACUCCACAGCAAACUUGAAAUGUCAAGGAUGGAAUAAGAUAUUUUCCGGUGGAACGUUGUCAAGGAGGAUGGUGAUGUGUGUUGCGAAGCAGAGGAUCACUGGUUCAAGCCCAGUAUGGGGCAGUCAGACACUGGAGGAAGCUAAGCUGUUAGCAGCACACUGACCCCCGGUACAGCCAGUGUCAGCUCCAAGAUUACCCAGUUAAAGGUCUCUAUAGGGUCAGCAGAUGAGCUGUGGUAUCUGUAAAAAGCCCUUACACAAGACAAAGAUGCCCUUAUUCAAGACAAAGAUGGAUGGACUGAAUCAUAAACAGUUAUGAUAGUGUUGCUCCAAGUUAGGAAGCCCUCUCUUCAAACAUGAAGUUUACAUUCCACAUUUACAUUACAUUAUUAACAUUUCAGCUGAAGGCUUUCAUUCUGAGUGCUUACAGUCAGUAUAUAAAGUAUAUUAUAAACUGGGUGGUUCGAGCCCUGAAUGCUGAUUGUCUGACAGCCGUAGUAUAUCAGACCGU
This is a messenger RNA of Salvelinus sp. IW2-2015, 3457 nucleotides long. The record is from RefSeq and is a predicted model, not a curated record. Lineage: Eukaryota; Metazoa; Chordata; Actinopteri; Salmoniformes; Salmonidae.